AUGAGCAGCCGAAGAGUUGAAUCGAACAAACAGGGCAAAGGCUCGUCGCAAGGAGCAGGACUCUGGGAGGAAGCCGAGGAGAUCUGGGUCUCCAGGGACCAUCGUCCAGACCUGGUGGACACUGGAAGGAGGUGCCAGGUGCCAGGACUUUCGGUCUGCAAGCGACCACGGCCAUUGCAACAUCGCACCACGGCCACCCUCCACGGUGCCACCCUCCACGGUGCGACGGAGGCGGUGGUCCUCGAGGACUUGGUGCGACUGAGGUUGGUCGAUUCCGCCACGGGAGGGGAGGUUUCCACAGGUUCCCCCACAGGUUCCUGCAUGACUGUGAGUGAUGGUCUCAGGUUCAAGACCACCUUUGAGAAGUUCACCAUUGAACUCUCACAGGGCAUCCAGUCGCUCUCGGGCGGCAUCGAUUUGCCGAGCCCGGAGCCCACGGAAGUGGAUCUGCGAAAUCAGACCUUGAACGACGUGGCCAAGGAGACGUGGAGACAGGACCAUCCAGAGCUGGUCACCAAGUAUGAACAGCUCCUGGAGGUUUGGUGUCGCCAAAUCGAGCAAUACCUGGAGACCACCUUGGAAGGUCAGCAGAAGGACUCUGCAGGGGACCAAGGGCCCCGAACGGAGCUGGACUUCUGGCGAAACAGGCUACAGAAGAUCACCUCGAUCACGGAGCAACUCAGGACGAAAGAGCGGAAGAUGGUCUUCGGCUUGCUGCGUACUAUCACAAACGUGAGUCAGGAGGUAGCUCCGAAGAACCGCCAGUCAGCGCUUUGGCUUCCGGUCCCGGGUGCAGAGGUUUUCAACACGCUCCGGAGAUGGAAACAGAUUGAGAUUGCCAUCACCGAAGCGUUCAACGAGGCCAAAGACAAUGUGAAGUAUUUGACAACCUUAGAGAAGUUCAUCGAGCCAUUGUACACAGGCACUCCAAGCACCAUCAUCGACACCCUGCCAGCAUUGAUGAAUGCGGUGAAGAUGAUCCACACAAUCGCACGCUACUACAACACAACCGAACGCAUGACCAACCUUUUCGCCAAGAUCACCAACCAGAUGAUCACCAAUUGCAAGGAAUGUGUUUUGGAAGGUGAAGAGUCAGAGUUCUUGUGGCAGAAAGAUCCCUUGGUGCUCAUCAAGAAUCUCUGGUCCUGCAUCCGUCUGAAUGAUGAAUACCAGGAGUACUAUCGCCAGACGAAGGAGACUCUUUUGACCCUUCCCAAGGGCAAACAGUUCGACUUCAGCGAGACGCUGAUUUUCGGUCGUUUCGACCUCUUCUGCCGACGAGUCACGAAGCUCAUCGACAUGUUCCAGACGGUGCAUCAGUUCACGUCUCUGUCCCAGCACCGGUUCGAUGGGAUGGAGCCACUGGUCUUAUCCUUUAAGAAGACCCUGGAGGAGUUCCAGUUCAAGCGACACGACCUCUUGGACUUCCACAACAACCGCUUCGACCGGGACUACGUGGAGUUCAACGUCCGUAUCUCCGAUCUGGAGAGCAACCUGAGAAUGUUCAUCAAUCAGUCUUUUGAGGCCAUUGCCUCGAUCGAAUCUUCCUUGAAGCUGCUUGCGAAGUUCCAGAGCAUCUUGCAGCGCGACAGCUUGCGACAAGACCUGGAGACGAAGUUUGCGGUGAUCUUUCACAACUACGGCUUGGAACUCACGCAUGUGCAAGACCAGUACGAGAAAUACAAGACAGGUCCGCCACUCGUGAGGAACUUGCCUCCAGUAGCAGGGCACAUUACGUGGUCCAGGCACCUCUACAGGCGAAUCGAGGGGCCCAUGCAGAAGUUCCAGACCAAUCCAGCUGUCUUGGCUGGAAGGGACUCACGUAAGUUGAUCCGGAUGUACAACAAGAUGGCCAAGACCUUGGUCGAGUUUGAAACACUCUGGUACCAGGCCUGGGUAAGCAGCAUCGAGACGGUGAAGUCGGGUCUUCAAGCCACCUUGAUCAUCAAGCACCCGGAUGAUGGGAUGCGUUUCCAUGUGAACUUCGAUUGGGAGAUUCUGCAGCUCAUUCGUGAGACGCGCUGUCUCGACCGCAUGGGAGGCGUUGAGAUUCCAGAAUCCGCCAAGAUGAUCUUGCUACAGGAGCAAAAGUUCAAGACCUACAACCAUGAGCUCUCCUUCUUCUUGAAGGAAUACCGCCGCGUCACGCAGUCCGUCAAGCCGAUCGCCACGAAUUUGAUGCGGCCUCAUAUGGAGAACCUGGAGUUCAAAAUGAGGCCUGGAUUGGUGAUUCUUACUUGGACCUCUAUGAACAUCGAGGCUUACCUGGAUGAGGUCUGGAAAGAGCUCGACAGGCUGGAGCAAUUGGUUUUGGCGGUGAACGACCUCAUGGAGAGCCGCAUUGAUGCGAAUCUGAAGAUCGUGUCGAACGUGCUCCUGGUGAACCUUCCAGAGGAGCAAGAGCUCGUGACCUUGGAAGAGUUCGUGGAGAUGCAGGAGCGACACGUGCGCGCCACCACCGACUUUUUGGUGGCCAAGAAUGUGGAGAUUGAGAACGCUGUGAACGACAUGCUGGGUAUGAUCGUCGGCUUUGAGCUGGAACCCCAUGUGCCAGCGGUGACUGAAAGUGAAAUCAUCAAGGUGAAGGCCCAUUAUAAUUGGUCGAUGUACCAAGCCCUCUUGAACGCCACCAAGAGCUCUCUGAAGGCAAUGAAGCUCAGGCUGUCUUCCAACUACAGGGAAGGCAAGCCGCCGCCUCCAGCCUUCUUUGAGGUCGACCUUCAAUUGGAUGGCAUCGGGGUGCGCUUGGACCCUUCGGUGGAAGAGAUUCAGGCUGCCAUCAACGGUGGAGCUGUGGCAGUUCUGAAAUGUUCGAAGAUGAUUGAAGCUUGGGAUACUGUGACCAUCCCCAAGAACGUGCAGCUCAUCUUGGACGCGAACCUUCCACCCGUGCAGGGCACCGGCUCGCAAGGUACAUUCUACGACCGCAUUGCGCAGGAUCGAGAAAUCCUCAAGGUGGUGCUGCUCCUGACUGGUAGCAUCCAGUCGGCCAAGAACAUGUGCAACAGCUACCUCACCACCUUCAGCGAGUAUGAAUGGACCUGGAAGGAGGACAUCGACAAGAAGUACCAGGAAUUCAAAAACACCGAGCCCAGCCUGGACGAUUUCGAGUCCAAGUUGAAGGAGUUUGUUGCUAUGGAGAGCAAGGUUGAGCAGCUCACCGGUCAACACCAGAUCUCGGCUCUGAUGCUGAAGACCGGGAGCUUGGCACAAGACCUCAAAGGCCUGGCUGACAAGUGGAAGUCCUGCUUUGCGAAGGAGCUACAUAAAGAGGCCUUUGCCAAGCUGGAGGCUGUCAGCGAGAUGGUGAAGUCGACCAGGAAGAAGCUCUUGCGAGAGGUGGGUUCGGGCGACAUCGACGCCUUGGCCUAUGUGAUGCAGACCUUGCAGGAAGUCUAUGCCAAGCAGAGCGAGAUCGAGCUGGACUUCAUUCCAAUUGAGCACAUGUAUCGGAUCCUGGAUGAGCAUUUGCCCAAUAUCAUGGACAAGGAAGAGCAAGAUACCCGUUCCAUGCUCAAGAAGAAUUGGAAGGACUUGUUGGAAGAGAGCGAAGCUCGCCAACAUGAGCUCUCCAACAAGCAGAUCCAAUACAAGAAGGAUCUCAUCAAAACCGUGAACUCCUUCAAGAAGGACGUCGCGCGCUUCCGGGCCGAGUACGAGCGCAGCGGGCCCAUGGUGAAGGGCAUUCCACCGCGGGAGGCCGUCGAGCGCCUGAAGCGAUUCAAAGAGGAGUUCGAGGUCCGAGAUCGAAAGCAGGAAAUCUACUACAUUGGUGAAGACCUCUUCGGCGUCCCUCACCAACGCUAUCCUGCACUGGACACCACAAGGCAAGAGCUUGGCUAUCUAUCGCAGCUUUACGAUCUCUAUGUGGCUGUGCUGGAGACCAUCAAGGAGUGGCGAGACUACCUCUGGUGUGAUGUGGGUGAAAACAUGGAGACCAUGCAGAAGACGAUCGAUAGCUUCGCGGCACGCUGCAAGAAGAUGCCCCGGCAGUUGCGCGAGUGGCCGGCCUACAACGAGCUGAAGAAGGAGAUCGAGGAUUUCCAAGGCGUUCUGCCUUUGUUGCUCGAGUUGGGCAAGCCAAGUAUCAUGCCCCGGCACUGGCAGCAGGUCAUGGACAUCACAGGGAAGGACUUGCCCAUCGACUCGGAGAACUUCAAACUCCAGUCGCUGAUCGACGCGCAACUCAAUGAGUUCACGGAUGAGAUCUCGGACAUCUGUGAGGGCGCGGACAAGCAGCUGGUGAUUGAGAGCAAGCUGAAGGAGAUCUCUGCGCAAUGGGAAGGGAUGAUGUUCGACUUCGGCACUUGGAAGAGCCGCGAUUUUCCCUGCGUGUUGUCAGGCGCCAAGGUGGGCGAGACACAAGAGGCCCUGGAGGAGACCAUGAUGAACCUGAACACCAUGAAUGCACAGCGCCACUCCAUCCCUUUCAAAGAAGAGCUCAACGGCCUGCUGUCCACUCUGUCCGACACAGGGGACACCAUCGAGCGAUGGUUUAAGGUGCAGCAGAUGUGGACUUCCCUGGAGUCCGUCUUCACCGGCGGUGAUAUCGCCAAGCAGAUGCCCAUGGAGGCGAAGAAGUUUCAGCAGAUCGACAAGGAUUGGCAGAAGAUCAUGCAGAAGUCUGCAGACACCAAGUAUGUCGUGCCUUGCUGUCAGAAUGACAUGCUGAAGCAGAUGCUGCCAGUUCUUUCGGAGGGUUUAGAAAAGUGCCAAAAGUCGCUGGAAAGUUACCUGGAGGGCAAGCGAAACAAGUUCCCGCGAUUUUACUUCACCUCAGAUCCCGUGCUGCUGAAGAUCUUAUCACAGGGAAGUGAUCCGGAGAGCAUCCAAGAGGACUUCGAAAAGCUCUUUGAUGCCAUCAACAGGGUCCAGUUUGACAAGGUGGACCGAAAAAAGAUCGUGAAGAUCAUGGAGACGCAUGGCCCGGUCCAAGAGGAAGUCUCCUUGCAGGUGCCAGUGCAAGCGCAAGGCAACAUCGAGGAUUGGCUUCUGGCUUUGGAGUCGGAGAUGCAACGCUCAGUGCGGCGAGAAUGCAACAUUUGCUCCCGAGAGUGUGGGCAGGUGCUGAAUGGUACAUCGAUGUCCGACUUCGGUAAGAAGUGUAUUGCGCAAGUGUCUUUGCUGGGUAUUCAGCUCAUCUGGACCACCGACUUCCAAGAUGCCUUGACGCGCAUGGCCCGGGACAAGGACAAGGCGGUCAUGGGGCAAGCCAACAAGAAGUUCUCGCAAAUGCUGACGGAUCUCGUAGCUAUUUGUCUCACGAACCUGCCCUCCAAGAUGGAACGGACCAAGUUCGAGACUUUGGUCACAGUCCAUGUCCAUCAAAAGGAUUUGUUCCUGGAGGUGUGGAAGAAGGCUCGUGAGGGAAAAGUGAAGGAUGAGAACGACUUUGAGUGGCUGAAGCAGACAAGGCUGUAUUGGAAGGCAGAGACCGACCACGCAGUGGUCUCCAUCGCCGAUGUGGACUUCGUGUACUCCUACGAGUAUUUGGGCUGCAAGGAACGCCUGGUGAUCACCGCCCUGACCGAUCGAUGCUAUGUGACCCAAUCACAGGCGCUGGGGAUGUUCUUUGGCGGUGCGCCGGCUGGGCCGGCGGGCACCGGGAAGACCGAGACCACCAAGGACAUGGGCCGCACAUUGGGAGUCUUCGUGGUCGUCACCAACUGCUCGGAUCAGCACCGCUUCCGAGACAUGGCGAAGAUCUUCAAGGGCCUUUGUAUGAGUGGACUGUGGGGAUGCUUCGAUGAGUUCAACCGCAUCGAGCUCGAAGUCUUGAGCGUGGUAGCCAUGCAGGUGGAGUCGAUCUGUUCGGCCAAGCGGCAAGCGGUGGCCACCUUCAUGUUCCCAGGCGAGCCACAGCCCAUCAAGCUGGUCCCAUCAGUCGGCUACUUCAUCACCAUGAACCCAGGCUAUGCCGGGCGACAGGAGUUGCCUGAGAACGUGAAGGCUCUCUUCCGAAGUGUCGCGAUGAUGGUGCCCAACAGAGAGACCAUCAUGAAGGUGAAGUUGGCCUCUGUAGGAUACUCCCAGUUCGAGCUGCUGGGCAAGAAGUUCUGCAUCCUGUAUGCCCUUUGCGAGCAGCAGCUGAGCAAGCAGAGGCACUACGACUUUGGAUUGCGGAAUAUCCUCAGUGUUCUUCGAACCAGUGGUGGAGUAAAGCGACAAGAGCCUCCAGACACUGAUGAGGAGAUGCUCUUCAUGCGCACGGUGCGAGACAUGAAUCUCUCCAAAUUGGUGGCGGAUGAUGUGCCGCUCUUCUUGGCGCUGCUGAAGGAUCUCUUCCCCAAGGUGACUGAUCCACCAAAGAAGGUCUACAAGAACGUGGAAGAUGGCUCCAGGGCAUUGAUCGCCAAGAACCUUCUGGUUGACUGGGACACCUGGAUGCUCAAGGUGAUUCAGCUGUAUGAGACAUCGCUCGUGCGCCACGGUUUCAUGUUGGUGGGGCCAACACUCUGUGGAAAGACAGAGAUCCGAGACAUUUUGACCACCUGCCUGCACAAUGAUGGCUUGGCGCACAAGCAAGUGGUCAUGAACCCCAAGGCCAUCACAGACUCUCAGAUGUACGGGUAUAAGGAUCCCAUCAGUGAAGAAUGGACACCGGGCGUGUUUGCCUCCAUCUGGCAGAGGUACAACAACCGAUCCCUGAAGUACACCACCUGGAUCGUGUGCGAUGGCCCAGUAGACGCCAUUUGGAUUGAGAAUCUGAACACCGUGCUGGACGACAACAAGAUUCUGACCUUGGCCAACAAUGACCGCAUUCCCAUGACUGACAACUGCAAGAUUGUCUUCGAGGUGGAAAACCUUCGAAACGCAUCACCUGCCACCGUGUCACGCGCGGGCAUCAUCUAUGUGAGCGCUUCGGACUUGGGCUGGCAACCAAUCAAAGACACCUGGAUGCUGCGACGUCCGGAAAUCAAUGCCUCACGACAGGCCGAAGUGGACAUUUUGAAGCCUCUCUUCGACAAGUGGCUGAAGAGCAAGCCCCCGAAUUCGGGCGCAGCUGAAGACUUCUUCGAUUGGUGCAUGCGAAACAUCAAGCUAGUGAUGCCUUGCAACGAUUCCAUCCUCAUUUGCCAGACACUGAACCUGCUUUCAGCUUCCUUGAAGCCCUAUGUGGAUGAGAACUCUAUUCCGGGAGAGGACACUUACCGGCGCAUUUUGUGCUGGUGCAUCAUGUGGGGCUUCGGCGGCCUGCUGGAGCCUGAAAUGAGGAAGGUGAUUUGGGCCAAGUUCGUGGAAAUCUUGGAAGAGCACAAACACAAGGACGCGAUCCCGCCCUGCGAAGAAGGUCAGACCAUCUUCGAAUGGGUGCCUGACUGGACCGACAAGACUCGCCCUUGGAAGAAAUGGGAACCCGACGAGUGGAAAGCUCCCAAGGUGCUGAAUUUCUCAGCUCUCUUGAUCCCCACCAUGGACUCUGUGCGCGCCGAGUACAUCAUGGAUAUCGUGGCCAAGCACGAUGUCACGCGGACGCCACCGGCCUUUAAGUCCUGCAUGUUGGUGGGAGCACCGGGUACAGCCAAGACCUCAACGGCCUUGAUGUAUGUUGGCAGAUUCUCUCAGGAUACAAUGCUCUCCAAGCGUUUGAAUCUGAGCAGUGCGACCCAGCCGUUGGGCUUCCAGAAGAGCAUCGAGGGCGAGAUUGAACGAAAGACUGGCAAGACCUUCUGCCCACCUGGUGGCAAGAAGAUGACCGUCUUCGUUGAUGAUGCCGCCAUGCCUUUGGUGAACAAGUGGGGCGAUCAGAUCACCAAUGAAUUGGCGCGACAGCUGAUUGAGAUGAGCGGCUUCUACUUCUUGGACAAAGACAAGCGUGGAGACUUUAAGAGCAUCGAAGGCUUGCAGUACAUUGGUGCAAUGGGACAUCCAGGCGGUGGAAAGAACGACAUCCCCAACCGCUACAAGUCCAAGUUCAUGUGCUUCAACAUGGUGCUGCCCUCCACGGUCUCUGUGGAUAACAUCUUCGGCAGCAUCAUGAAGUCCAAGUUCAGCAACAAGGCCGGUGCCAAGCCUGAAGUCAUUGACAUGAGCAAGAAGCUGACGGCGGCCACGGUGGAUGUCUGGGAUCGUGUGAAGGCCAAGUUGCUGCCCACGCCCUUGCGUUUCCACUACGUCUUCAACAUGCGAGACCUGAGUCGUGUCUUCCAGGGCAUCAUGGAGUGCCCAGUGAACGUGGUGACCACCACUGCAAUCUUAGUCGGCUUGUGGAAACACGAGUGCCAGCGAGUCUUCGCAGACAAGCUCUGCCGAGAUGUGGACAAGAACUUGGUGGAGAAGACUCUGUCAGAGUUCAUGCCCCUCCACUUUGGAGAGCAGUUGGCCUCUGAGAACAAGAACACGGAAUGGUUCGCCGAUUUCCUGAGAGAGAUCGAGUUUGACGAGGAAACCGGUGAAGAGAAAGGUGCUCCCAAAGUCUACGAGCCAGCUGAGUGGGAGCUGGUCAAGAGCAAGGCCUACUUCUACCUGGGCAAGUACAAUGAAGCCUACCCGGCGAAGGCCAUGCAGCUGGUGCUCUUCGAUGAGGCCAUGCAACACCUGAUGAAGAUCAACCGUACCAUCCAGCAAAAGCGCGGCAGUGCCAUGUUGGUGGGUGUGGGUGGAAGUGGAAAGCAGUCUCUUGCAAGACUGGCGGCCUUCACCUCGGCGCACUAUGCCUUCCAGAUCACCAUCACCAAGACCUACAACGACAAUGCGCUCUUCGAAGAUCUGAAAGCGCUCUGCAUCCGCGCGGGCGUCAAGGGUGAGAGUGUGACCUUCAUCUUCACCGAUGCCGAGAUCAAGAGCGAGGGGUUCCUUGAGUACAUGAACUCGCUUCUGGCCACAGGCGAAGUGGUUGGCCUCUUUGCAAAGGAUGAGAAGGAUGCCAUGUGUGGUGACGUGCGAAACGACUUUGUCAAGGACAAUCCCAACAUGGAGGAGAACCUCUUGAACAUGUACAACUACCUGAUGGAUCGACUCCGCGACAACUUGCACGUGUGCCUCUGCUUCUCUCCGGUGAACGCCAAGUUCCCCAUCCGCGCGCAGAAGUUCCCUGCGGUCUUCACCGUGAACAUCAAUUGGUUCAUGCCAUGGCCAGAGGCAGCCUUGGUGGCGGUGAGCAGCGCCUUCCUGGGCACCUACAAGUUGGAUUGCAGCGAGCAGGACAAGGGUCGACUCUAUGCCCUCACGGGCAGUUUCCAGGCCAUUACACGAGACUUGUGCGACUUGUACUUCCAGCGCAUGCGCAAGAAUGUCUACGUGACCCCGAAGAGCUUCUUGUGCCUCAUCGACUUCUACAAGGUUCUCUACGCUGUGAAGUAUGAAGAGAUCAACGUCCAGGAAAGGAGCGUGAACGUCGGCCUGCAGAAGCUCAAGGAGGCCUCCGAGUUCGUGGAGAAGUUGAAGGUGGAGCUGAAAGAGCAAGAUGUGGUGCUUCGUGCAGAGGAAAAGAAGACCACGGCACUGUUGGAAAAGGUGAUGGCGGAGAAAGCAAAGGCGGACAAGAAAGCUGAGCAGGUGAAUGGGCAGAAGGCCGAAUGCGAGGCGGAGGCCGACAAGAUUGAAGGCGAAAAGAGAGCGGCCCAAGUGGAGCUUGACAAAGCCUUGCCCUUCCUGCAUGAGGCUGAGUCUGCUUGUAACUCUAUCACCAAGAAGGACAUUACAGAGAUUAAGACCAACAACAAGCCGGUGGACAUCAUCAAGCUCACCUUCGAUGGACUUCAGAUCUUGCAAUCGAAGCCGGUGAUUUCCGUCAAGGCGGAGGAUAGGUUCAUCAACAAGGUCACUGCCACCUUCAUCUUGGACUCUUAUGAGGAGUAUGCCAAGAAAGAACUCCAGGAUAUGAAUUUCUUGAGCAACAUCCUGGACUUUGCCGCCAAUGAUAAGGACAACAUCAACGAUGAGACCUGCGAGCUUCUGGAGCCAUACCUGCGCUUUGACGAGGACGCCUCUAAGAACUGGAGCCCCUUCUCGCACAAGGUGCUGGAUCCCGAGCUGGCCGGCAAAGCCAGUGGGGCAGCAGCAGGUUUGUGCAAGUUCGUGGGGGCCAUGGUGAUGUACCACGGUGCGGCGAAGAUUGUGAAGCCCAAGAUGGAUGCCUUGAAGGUCGCCGAGGCCAAGCUCUCCAAGGCACGCGCCGAGUUGGAGGCCGCCGAGGCGGAGCUGAACAAGGUCCUGGCAGAGGUGGCCGAGCUGGAUGCGGAAUUAGCCAAGGCCCAGGCGGUGAUGAACACCUUGAAGGAGAGUGCGGCGGCGAUGCAGCGGCAGAUGGACGCCGCCAACAAGCUGUUGUCCGGGCUGAGCGGGGAGAAUGCACGAUGGACGGAAGAUUCCAAGAACUUCGCCUUGCGGCGGAAGAGGCUCAUUGGAGAUGUGGGAUGCGUCUGUGCCUUCGUCAUUUACUGCGGCCCCUUCAACUCCGAAUUCCGGGACAAGCUCUAUGCCAUGUUCCAGGCGGACACUCAGAAGCGAAGCGUGCCAGCGCAUGAGAAGACCCCUGUGGUGUCCUUCCUGGUGGAUCAAGGCACCAUCGGUGAAUGGGCCUUGGAGGGAUUGCCCAGUGAUGAGCUCUCCAUCCAGAACGCCAUCAUGGUGACCCGCUCCUCGCGCUAUCCGUUGAUGGUGGAUCCCCAGGGACAGGCCAACCGUUGGAUCAAGUCACGUGAGAAGGCCAGGAUCAGUGAGAACCCAGCGAUGUGCAUCACAACGCUCUCAGCCAAGAACCUCAAGGACCAGAUCGAGUUCACCAUGGGCGAGGGUCUUUGCUUGAUCAUUGAGAACGUGGAGAACGAAGUGGACCCCAUGCUUGACCCAGUCUUGGACAAGCAGAUCAUCAAGAAGGGAAAGAACAGAUACAUCAACGUCAGCGAUCAGAACAUGGACUACAAGGAGUCCUUCAGUCUCUACUUCACCUCGCGACUGCCCAACCCCCACUUCAGUCCAGAGCUCUCGGCCAAAGCCACCGUCAUUGACUUCACGGUGACCUUGAAGGGACUGGAGCAGCAGCUUUUGGGAAAGCUCAUCGGAAUGGAAAUGAAGAGUUUGGAGGACACCCUGGCAGCACUGGAAGAAGAUGUCACCAACAAUACCAAGUCCUUGCAGCUCUUGGACAAACAGUUGUUGGAACGUUUGUCCAACUCCCAGGGCAAUCUGCUGGAAGACACCGAACUGAUUGAGGUGCUGGCCAACACCAAAGCAAAGGCCAAGGAGGUUGAGGGCAAAUUGAAAGAAGCCGAUGAAAGGAAGAUUGAGAUCAACGAGAAGCGAGAGCAGUUCAGACCGGUUGCCACACGAGGAAGCAUCAUGUAUUUCAACAUGACAGACAUGACCAAUGUGGUGAACCCCAUCACUAAUCAGGUUUCAGGAUGGAUGUACAAUUGCUCUCUGCUUCAGUUCCUGGAGCAGUUCGAGAUCUCCGUGCGCAAUUCUGAGAAGGCCCAGCCGACCUCGAAGCGUGUGGACAAGAUCAUCCAUUUCUUGACCUACCAGGUGUACAGGUACAUGAAUCGUGGUCUGUAUGAGCGAGAUAAGAUGCUCUUCAAGCUCUUGGUCACUCUGAAGAUCAUGACCGUGGCCAGUCAGAUCACCUCCGGAGAUGUCUCCAUCUUGUUGAAGGCGGGUUCGAGCCUGGACAUCAAAGCCGAGCGAGCGAACGCCUUCUCGAAGUGGCUCCCAGACAAGGUUUGGCUGAACAUUCUGGCGCUCUCGCGCCAAGCCUUCGGAGUGGAUCAGAUCGUGUUCUUCCGGGAGAUCAUCGACUUCAUGCAACGCAACGAACCUGCCUGGCGCAAGUGGUACGAUGAGAAUGAACCUGAGAGCGUUCCCAUCCCUGACUACGACGAGCGCAUCAACAUGGAUAGGACCUUGGGUCCCUUCUUGCGGCUCACCAUCGUCCGUUCAAUGCGCGAAGACCGCACCACCAUUUCCUGCAGCCAAUUCGUGGAGGCCAUGCUGGACAGCCGGUUCACUGCACCAGUCACUGAUGCCAUUCAGGACAUCUACGAGGAAUCCCAAUGCCGGAAGCCAGUCUUGUACUUGCUCACUGCAGGUAGCGAUCCGACCUUUAGCAUUGAUGAGCUGGCCAAGAAGAAGAAGAAGUACCCCACGGACAAGGUGUCCAUGGGUGAGGGCCAAGAGAGGGUGGCUCGGGAGAAGAACAAUGCAGCCUUUGUCACUGGUGGUUGGGUCAUUCUGCAAAACUCCCACUUGGGAAUUGGCUACAUGUGCGAGCUGGAAGAUGUGCUUUUGAAGACCCCAGAGAUUGAUGAAGCUUUCAGGCAUGCGGUCCUGGUGAGAUUACUCUCCGCUUCCCCAUUGGCUUGUUGCAGAUUGCCAUCAAGGUGA
Messenger RNA from Durusdinium trenchii, 12324 nucleotides. Lineage: Eukaryota; Dinophyceae; Suessiales; Symbiodiniaceae. The record is from the annotation of a GenBank genome assembly.